Candoia aspera is the source of this 2638-nucleotide messenger RNA. It is a transcript of the gene IQCE, whose product is annotated as IQ motif containing E. NCBI's taxonomy places the organism in Eukaryota, Metazoa, Chordata, Lepidosauria, Squamata, Candoiidae. The record is from RefSeq and is a predicted model, not a curated record. The transcript has 17 exons. Gene Ontology annotation, molecular function: protein binding. Bases 1 to 2559 code for a protein of 852 amino acids.
AUGCCCCCUCUCCCGUCUUCCUCGCCCAGGAAGGGGCAGAGGGGCUGCCCUGGCCCGGCGCGCCCCAACGCAAGCGGAGCUGCUGGGGGGGUCGAGCCAGCGCCCAACCCGGGGUCCCUGCGGGGCGCCCCCCACUCCCCCAGGACCGAGGGGAGGCAGACGGAGAGAGCCUCCUCCGGCGGGCGCGGGUGCAAGCGAGCGAGAGAGCUCGACCGCCCGCUGCACCGCCGCGCCUGCACGCUACAGGGACCGUCUUCUCUGCGCAGGCGCGUCCCUGCCCAGCUGGUCCGGGCAUGCGCAGAAGGGCAAGGGACGCUCGCCUCUUCCCCGACGACGCCAGGACUUGGCUUCCCCCUGCCGGGCGCCUCUGGGAGAGAUUGGGCUGCGAUCCCCAUCGCCCCCGGCGGACGCGUCCGGGGGUUAUGGGGAAAGUGGGCCCGCGGCUUCCAUGGGGCGCCAGGUUGCGCCGAGAGGCUGCGGCCCUCUCAGGCGAGGCAGAGGCAGCCCGCCAGAGCCGCUUCUGCGCAGGCGCGGCAGCUCGGGCGUCCAUCCGGGUCUUCCGCUCCCGGUUGCCGGGGCGGUUGCCAUAGUGCCCGGCCGGCCGUUCGGAAGCGGGGCGAUAGUGACGGCGUGGCUGGGCCUGUGGUCCCCGGGCGCCUUGCCGGCAUGUCGCAGGUCCCCAGCGAGGCCGCCGCGGAGCGGGAGUCGCCGCGGGGGGCGGGGGCAGGAAGCGGGGAGCUUCUCCGGGAAAGGCGUGAAGGCCGCUGGGGCUUACGGGAGCGUUUCUCCCGCCUCCGAACCGGCGGGCGGGGAGACUGCGCUGAUACUCGCCUAUUCCCACGUUACAGAGCAGACCCGGACCCUGAACUCCGGGGCUGCCCCCACAGCACCGGCCUCUCCCGGCGCCUCGGGCUCCGGAAGGCGGGGUGGAAAUCCCGUGCAGAACCGCCGCCUCCUCCGCUGCUGCUUAGACUGAAGGAGAUACUAUCUCGCAGGCCUGCAAAAUCUCCAAGGUCUCCAUAUACCUCUAACCCAUGCCUCCAUUCCAAAAGGGUCGGGUUUCUGAGGUCUUUUAAAGGCACGGAGAGUAGACGCUUUGAGAUUCCCUUGGCGAAAGCCUCAAGGCAGCAUUGGCGUGGAUCUCUGAAGCAAAGUACCUGGAUGAGCCAGUCCAAGUCUGAGAUUGACAUCAGUCCCACCUCGUCUCCUCUUCCUGGCAGCACACCUGAAUAUCUCAAGGAAGCCUUGGGCAUGAGGAAGCCGAAACAUGCUCGCUCGGCCAGCCGUGGGUAUAUUCCUGGAACUCCAGAUUACAAAGAAAAAGAAGAUAUGUAUGAUGAAAUAAUAGAACUGAAGAAGACAAUCCAGGCCCAGAAAUCCGAAGCAGACCGGAUGAAAACCAAGCUUCGGCGGCUAGAGGAGGAGAAUAACCGGAAGGACAAACAAAUUGAGCACCUCUUGGAUCCCAUCAGGGGUUCUGAAUCCAGGUGGGCACAGAUGGAGCAGAAAAACGAGAGCAGUCAGGUGAUACACGCUUUGAAGCAGAAGAUUCUGAGUCUAGAACAGCAGUGCAAGGAGAAAGAGAGCACUAUCAACCAACUCCAGACGGAUAUAAAGAAGAACGAAGUGGAAGAAAUGACCGUUGCCCUGCACACCUGCUACGAGGAGACCUGGUUGAUCACAGAGAAGCCCAAGCUGAUACUUCCUUCGCCCUCGGAGGUACCAGCCAAAAAGCAUCCAUUGGGGAAAUGGUCGGAAAAUCGGGUCCAGUCACAUGGUGUUUCAACUUACGACCACGAUGACUUACGAUGGGAAUUCCAGGUUAAUGUCCUCUCCCCUUUACAGAUCCGGCGGCUCCAGAAUCUGCUGACAAAAUCAAAAGCCGUACAACGAAAAUCCUCAGAGAGCUGGCGGCAGAAGGUGCUCAGCACUGCUGUCUUCCAGUUGUCCAAAAGGAUGAAGGAGCUGCAGGAUCAGAACGGAAAGCUGAAGGCGGAUCUGGACCACACCCUGAGCAGCCUCCUCGCUUCCAGCCGAGCCAAACAUUACACUGACCGCAGGAGACAGGAGCCGGUCCAGCAGAUUUCAGAGGGGGGAAAAAAAAGGGGUGACGGGUUGCGGCCUUCAGAGGCCAGCACGGUACCGCCUUUCCCUCCCACGGCUCCUGAAGAAGUGGAUCGCUCAGUUGCUAAGGAAUCCUAUCUCCCAGAAGCGCGGGAGCCUCUCUGCAAAAUCUUGGAGGGGCUGAGAGACCAACGGCUGGCCCUUCAGAAUCAGCUGGCAGUUAAAGAGGAAGAAAUCCAGCAGCUGAGAGGGAGGUUGAGAGAACUGGAAGAAAACCAAGAAACCAGCCGUAGGCAGGCUAGAGUCGAUGUGACACAACCUCCAGAUCAGACCCCAGAUUCAUCUUCUGAGCUGUGCCCUUUGCUUAGAGUCAUUGGUUGCGAGGAGGAGGAGGAGGAGGAGGAGGAGGAGGAGGAGGAGGAGGAGGCAGCCGUGAGACUCAUCCAGUCUGCAUUCAGGGCUCACAUCACACGUGCACAACUUGAGGAACAGUAAGUUGGGAAUAGAUGAUUUUAACGUGGCUCCGGUGUUGCCCUUCAUAGCCUGGGUGGUCCUGCCACUGAGUCAAGGCUGU